Messenger RNA from Eremothecium gossypii ATCC 10895, 966 nucleotides. RefSeq names its product Csi2p (gene CSI2). The coding region runs from base 1 to 966 and encodes 321 amino acids. Lineage: Eukaryota; Fungi; Ascomycota; Saccharomycetes; Saccharomycetales; Saccharomycetaceae. Gene Ontology annotation, cellular component: fungal-type vacuole; cellular bud neck. The transcript has a single exon. The record is from RefSeq and is marked provisional.
AUGAAACUUCACAUAUCAAGACAAUCUAUAAAUAAUUCAUGGCUGCUCCUCCUACUAUUGUUACCUUGCACAUUUUGCCAAGUAUUAGCUAUCUCAACAGUACGCGGAAGACGGUUCAAUUCAACCACCCCAGGAAUAAUAACCAAUCCCAGACACCCAAUACGAUACCAUCGAUCAAUAACAUCAAUUCCCAUACCUAAAAGACCCACUGAAAGGCCUACUGACACAAGAAGGCGCGUGACAACCAUAGCCCCACAACAGAAUAGGGCAGCACACGCCAAUAUAACAAAAAUCCCUGCUUCAUAUACAAAUCAGCAAAUCGCAAGUCAGACUACGCAUAUAAUGGAGUACACUCCGGGAAUUCCGUCUCCGCAUAAUAAUCAGAAUAUUCAAAAAUCAGUCCUGCCUUCGGGCAUGCUUUUCUUAGCAUUCGGCAUCGCACUCUGCGUCGUCAUCACCGCAUUCCUGGUAUCCUGGGGCAUUGUCUUCCUCCGCUCGUGGUACUUCGCCAGAAAGGAACAUCGCUUCCAGGCAAUGGCCUCUCGAUACCAGAACGCGGCGCUAUACAACCUCUCCUCAGACAGCGCGGACUCCGCGCCCUACGACUCGGAUCUCGUGCUGAAAGUCCGCAAGAUGGACCAGCUGAACAGACUAAGUCUCUACUCGCUCGGAUCGAUGUCCUCACUCGGCGGCGGCGAGCACAGCAAGGAUGCCAACAGACGCAGCUUGGAGAACCGCGCUUCAAUGUACAUAUCGCCGACAAACUUGAUACAACACCAGAAGCUGUUCAUGCUGUCCACCCGCACGCCAAGCACGCUCUCCCUCACGCCCACCGCGGCGCUGAAAGACCUACCUUUUCCGGCGCCUGCCUCCACCAGGGCCGCAUCGGGGUUGCCGUUGCGGCACUCCAUGGCGAGCACGAAGUACAUCCCCAAGAGCUCGGCUCCCCUGCCUCCAACCGCAUAG